Messenger RNA from Aspergillus aculeatinus CBS 121060, 468 nucleotides. RefSeq lists its product as uncharacterized. Gene Ontology annotation, molecular function: transmembrane transporter activity. Bases 1 to 468 code for a protein of 155 amino acids. The transcript is spliced from 5 exons. The record is from RefSeq and is a predicted model, not a curated record. NCBI's taxonomy places the organism in Eukaryota, Fungi, Ascomycota, Eurotiomycetes, Eurotiales, Aspergillaceae. Gene Ontology annotation, biological process: transmembrane transport.
AUGGAAGAACCCAAGCCGGGACUGAAUCUCGAGAUUCCUAUCGUAACAACCUCUCUGAUCAGUAUAGCGACUGAGUUAGGCGGACUGGACAAGAUCUCCUGGAUUACCACGGCAUGGAUGCUUGGAUAUGCCGGCGUCCUCGUCCUCUCCGCCAAGGUUAGUGAUAUUUUCGGUUGGGAACCAUGCCUUCUAGUUGGUGUCGGGUUGUUUAUAGUCUUUCUCGCAGCCUUUGGUGUCGCUCAGACGAUGGAACAAUUUGUCCCCUCGGGAGUUGUCGCCGCCCUAUCUCUGAUCAUGCUUUUGAUGUCCUUGCAGAGAACCUAUCUCAGAGUUGACAUUCUCGGAGCUAUCCUGCUCCUGGCCGCGACCCGUCUGCUGGUGACUGCUCAUGAUGAAGCCAACGAGCAAUUCACCUGGCGAUCGGCGUUCACCAUCACAUUACUCAUUGUCUCGGGUCUCUAUGAAUAG